CGGGGCGCAUGCGCCCUGCGCUGUCCUAGAAGUUGCCCUCUGUCACUCUACGCGAGUGAGAAGACCGUUCAGCUCCCGUUCCUCGAUGCUGGCGAUUGAGUGAAUCUGGUUUUUGCGCCUAGUCCUUAGUAUAGUGGCAAUGGCGGGAGUCCUGAAGAAGACUACUGGGCUUGUGGGAUUAGCUGUAUGUAACAAUCCACAUGAACGCCUCAAGAUACUAUAUACAAAAAUUCUGGGUAUUUUAGAGACUAUGCCUCAGGAUGCAGCAUAUAGGAAAUAUACAGAGAAACUUAUAAAUGAACGUUUUGAUAUAGUAAAAGCAGAAUCUAAUGUACAAAGGCUGGAAAACAAAUUAAACUCUGGACAGCUAGAAGAAGUGAUUCUGCAGGCUGAAAAUGAACUUUCCUUAGCGAAGAAAAUGUUGAAAUACCGUCCUUGGGAACCUUUAGUUGAAGAACCUCCAGAAAACCAGUGGAAAUGGCCAGUGUAAAUUAACGUUAUUUCAACCUUCAGUAUAAACAGAAUUAUUUCAUUAAAUGAAUGCUGGACAUGA
Messenger RNA from Ahaetulla prasina, 553 nucleotides. RefSeq names its product NADH:ubiquinone oxidoreductase subunit A5 (gene NDUFA5). The transcript has 5 exons. Gene Ontology annotation, biological process: respiratory electron transport chain. Lineage: Eukaryota; Metazoa; Chordata; Lepidosauria; Squamata; Colubridae. The record is from RefSeq and is a predicted model, not a curated record. The coding region runs from base 140 to 490 and encodes 116 amino acids.